Molecule: messenger RNA, 825 nt
Organism: Williopsis jadinii
Lineage: Eukaryota; Fungi; Ascomycota; Saccharomycetes; Phaffomycetales; Wickerhamomycetaceae
Exons: 2
Coding region: 37-669 (210 amino acids)
Source: RefSeq, a predicted model, not a curated record
AGUGUAGUAUCUACUUUAAUUCGCUCGCUAAACAAAAUGAUCUUUAUUAACCGUGUCUCAACUCUUGUGAUUCUUCUCAACACUGUUUUCGGAGACAGUGUGACUUUCACAUGGAAGCUUGACGCUAGUGGAACUGCUAUCGACGGCUAUGAGCCAAAAAUCGGUGAAAACACACGUGUUGAUCUGAAUGAGGAUUCAGGCUCUCUUUCAGGGUAUAUUGACGAUCAAGGUCAAUUUAUUGUUGAUGGAAAGACUAUGGGUAUUGGUAAGAACUAUUUAUCAGCCGAAGCACAGUCGAGCUCGUGGAUUGUUGCAGAGCCAUUUACAAUUGUUGAUGGGUAUUUGAAGCUGUAUGGUUCUGAUUUCCAUGCCGUUCCGAAUGGUGACGACGAUGGUUAUGUUUUGGGUUCUAUCAAUGCUGCUGCAAAGAGAUCUGAUAUGAUUCCGGUUAAAAUCAAAGCCCAAGGGUCUGAUGGUAGUGCAGUUGCAGAUUACGAUGCAUCCUCUACAAAAACCACUGCUGACAAAACCACUGCUGAAGAAACCACCGUUGAAACAUCCGCAGAGGAAACCACAACGUCUCCAACAAUCUCCACUUACGACAACGGGGCCCUGAAGACUGCCUUCUCCGCUAUCAACGUUGGAGCUGUUCUUCUCGCCCUCUUGUGAGGAUGUCUCUUCAUCUUCUGUAAAACAUCUAAGCUUAGAUCACGCUGUUUAUGCCCAUAAUGUCUUGAAUAUUACCCAAAUUCGCCUGAUCAAACAAAAUAGAGCCUCUUUAUAGUCCUAUACACCAUCUAGGACUGCAUAGACUCACUUGCUAGG